Molecule: messenger RNA, 2000 nt
Organism: Chilo suppressalis (striped riceborer)
Lineage: Eukaryota; Metazoa; Arthropoda; Insecta; Lepidoptera; Crambidae
Source: the annotation of a GenBank genome assembly
CGAAGGGCUAAUGCUACGGAAAAACGUGUCUUCCUCUUGCCUGUCAAAACAAAUAGAUUUUGUUGAAUUGCUAUAAAGCUAAAAAGUUCUUGUUAUUGCCUAAGUUAAAAACGAGUUACCUUAAUGUCGCACAGAGCUCUAUCUAGUGCAAAAUCCGAAUUUUUGGAAAUAGGUGAAUACAAUUUUUCAUGGCCUGGUGAAAAUGGGACUUUUCAAGAUUUUGGUUCAGUAAAUUAUACAAUGCCAUCAGGUCCAUGGUAUUGGCCAUGGUGUCCAUUGUGGAGAAUUUCACAACAUCCAUUAUUUCAACUCUCAAACAUACUGUUUGUGGCUUCAUACUGCGCUCCUAGCACAAAAAAAGGACAACUCUGGAUGCACACAAUUUUAAUAUUCGCUUUCAUGCUAUACUCGAUAUGGGCGUGGCACGUGAUAUGUUCACCGGACGCCUUCUCAUGGAACUUUGGCUUUGUGUUCCUGAACCUCGCGCAGGUUGUUUACUUGGUGUACGAGAUGAGACCCGUCAAGUUCGACCCGGAGCUUGAGGAAGUCUACCACACGCUAUUUGAGCCCUUCAGGGUAUCCCGGCUGCAGUUUAAAAGAAUGGUGUCUCCAGAUUUUGCACAUAUUAUGUCUCUUCAUGCCGGAGAAGCUUACGCCAUGCAAAAUUUAACCAAAACUGACCGACUGGGCCUUCUACUAUCGGGCAAGGUGAACGUAAUGAGCGGUCAUCAGUUUCUACAUCCAAUCCUUCCAUGUGAGUUUCUGGACUCGCCGGAGUUUGAAUCCAGUAGAGCUACGAUCGAUGAGAAAUUUAAGGUGUCGAUUGUGGCGGCAUCAUCCUGUCGCUACGUAUACUGGCAGCGCAGUUCUUUAGAGUAUUUAUUCGUAAAGGAACAAUACUUGGCUUUCGUCGUAACUACCCUCAUAGCGCGCGAUAUCACCACCAAGCUGUACGCGAUGAACAACAAGAUAGUUACAGAGAGAGGAUCGCAUUUAGACAUAAGGUUGCCUAGCAUUUCACAUGCAUUGGCUCGGAGUCCUAGAAGAUUGAGACCUGCUGGCAAGCCACCGCCGCCAACGACGGUUCAGCCAGUGCCUCCAGAAAAAAGACCUAAUUGCUGGACACGCGAAGCGGACACUUUAAUAAACAAUAUGAAACGCAACGGGGUUUCAUACGCUGGUGGUGACGAGGAGUUGAUGCCUUUGGCGGCACACGAAGCUCCGGCUGCUUCGUCUGAUGAUCUUUCCGUUGCUGACAGUUGUCCUGAUACCUCUUCCAAAUAUCAUAGCUGUGAAGCAGUUGAAACUGACGAUGAACUGCGCCAUUAGACAGCCCGAACCUGAUAAAUACAAAACUUUAAAAUUAUGACGUUGCGCAGUGUUUACAAAUGUUUAGCAAAUACAAUUUAAGGGUUUUUGUAUAAUAUAAAGGAUUAGCAGAUGUAGAAAUUCUUUUUGUAGCAAAAACUUGAGACCUUUAUGUGCAUACGUGCUCGUUUAUAGUUUCGAAUACUGACUGACACUGACAUACUGAUGAUUGCAGAGCUGUAAGUGGGAAGAAGUAAACUUAAAUUCAAAAUAACAAAAAACUGCAGCAUUGUGGGCAGGAAGCAAUGCCCUUAUAUUCACGAUGAUCUUUUAUUGUUACACCAUGAACUGAAAAAAUGCCAAUCAUCGCGACACAUCAGUCGAGUCGAGAAUCAUCAAACCUUUAGAGUUUGAAUAAUUCAAACACAGUGCUUUACACUUUACAGUUUUAAACAAAUAAUUUGCCCUAAUUGUUGGCAACAGCUAAGUUUCGAGGUCAUCGUUAAAAAUACGCUGAGUUCCACCACCUAAUGGGAAAUGAGCUAUUGGAUUUGCACGCUACUAUAUCGAGAACCAUGAGUUAACGAAAUUACCUAGCAAUUUAGGUGUCUUCACCGAAUUCAUUAAUUGUACGCAUUCAAGUUAAUGGAAAACUUGAAAACAAUGUGUGGAUUUUUAUAGAUCGGAUUAUU